AUGCUGGUUCAGUCGCAAUUGCCCGACUUCGUCUUGGAUGUUCAAUACUCCCCAAAGAAUGACGAUAAAGACACAGCAAACUUGAAAUUGCUUCUUGAAACCUUGGACUCCAAGGGAUUUAGUACCAUGGCCAGACCGGGAGCCGAUGCGUCCAGUUCUGUGCUUGUUUUCUUGAAACUCACUGGCGUUGCUUACCUGGAGUUGGUUGAAAAAGACUUGAUUAAGAAUUACGAGUUCGGAGUUACUUCCAAGGACGAUUCUUCCUCCGACAGACAGAGGAUUAUCUACUCGUACUUGUCCAAUCCUGUUGAAUGUGGCGGCUGCGCAAUCACACCAGGUAAAGACAAAUGGAAGUUUGUCACCUCCAUUACUCCGAUCUCUGGAUACUUGGCUGAUGACAAACUCUUGGAGAAGACAAAGAAAUCAAUUUUUUCCCCAAGUUUUGAUUUUGGAUCAUACACGAAGCUCUAUGGCACCCACGUUGGCUUCUACUUUGCAUUCUUUUCGUUCUACUUGGGAUCGUUGGCAAUUUUGUCUGUUUUCGGCUUAAUGGCCUACGUCAGGUCAAAAUCUUACUCUUUGACCUAUGCGUUUGUUAACUUGGUGUGGGGAACUAGUUUCUGGCUCUUGUGGAAGAGAAGAGAGGGCUACUUGGCUAACUUCUGGGGUGUUCAGAACUCCCACAAGAUUGACGAGUACAACGCAGAGCUCACUUCAUUGAACAAAGACUUUGAGCAGACAGAUACGAAGGUAGAAGAUUCCUUAAGCAGGUGGCUUUUGUGCCAAUUGCUUUGGUAUUUGUUGCUAUCUUGGUUUCCUACCAAUUGGGUUGUUUCGUUAUCGAGAUUUUUUUUGACCGAAAUCUAUGACGGUCCUGGAAAGAGCCUUUUGAAUUUAUUGCCAACUGUGUUGAUCACUGUUUUCGUGCCUAUCUUGACUGCUGCUUACAACUUUGUGGUUGAGCAGUACUUGACGUGGGAGAAUCACGACAACCGUUACACACGUACCGAUUCGUUUGUUGUGAAAACUUUUGUGUUGAACUUUUUGACGGGAUAUGUUCCAUUGCUUAUUACCUCGUUUAUCUACCUCCCGUUUGCACACUUGAUCACCCCACAGUUACCAGUGAUUCAGCAAACUAUUGCAUCGAAUAUCAAUAGUAACAGAUACUUAUACAAGUACUUGACAAAGAUCAAAUCGCAGCAGGAAUUUGUUAUCAAUCAGGAGAGAUUGAAUGGCCAAUUCUUCUUCUUCACUGUUAUUAGUCAGGUCAUUGCACUUGUUCUUAAGUAUGUCUUGCCUCUUGUUUUGGCUCCAACUAUUAAAUUCGUGACCGAAAAGGUGACUGGAAAAAAGGCUGUUGUUACUAAGGAUGACCCAGUUGAGGCUGCCUGGUUGAAGAGAGUUCGCCUUGCAGUGACAUUGCCUGAAUACAACGUCAACGACGACUUCAGAGGCCUUGCCAUGCAAUACGGCUACCUCAUCAUGUUUGGUCCAGUGUGGACUUUGGCUCCUCUUGUAUCGUUGAUUUUUAGUGCGCUCACAUUUAAGUUGGACGAGUUUAAGUUGGCAAGUGGUAAGUAUUUCCGCCCUCCAGCCGCAACCAGAGUUGACUCAAUCCACCCAUGGGACUACGCAUUUUUGUUGUUGACAUGGAUCGGCUCUGUCGUUUCGCCUGUGGUCACUGCUUUCUACCGCCAUGGAACCAAGCCACCCAAACCAUUGGGCCAAUUUGCGUUUGAUAAGGCCAGCGUGAAUAUCUCUUCGUCUACUGUUUUGAUCCUUGUGUUUUUCGCUUCUGAGCACUUGUUCUUUGCACUCUACUUCCUUGGACUUAAGGUUAUCUCUUUCUUGAAGUCAGAUGUUGAGGUUUCCAACGAUUUCAUUGAUAAUGACAUCAAGUUGAGAAGAGAUUUCUACUCGUCAAAGGUGAAGGCAACUGAUAUCCCAACUCCCGAUGACUGGAAAACUAGCCCCGAGUCUACUUUACAACAAGCCAAAGGUCUUGCUGUUCCUGCUGAAACCGUUGGUGAGAAAUCAACUGGUGCUCUGACUUCGUACAGUAAGACUUCUGGUGACUCGACCUUAGUCAACAGACUGGCCAAAUCUGCGAAUGAAGAACUAACUUCGAGACAAAAAUUGGAAGCUCACAAGGAGAGGGGUGACACCAUCAUCGACACCAUUGACGGCGAGGGCAAACCAACGCCUGCAAUUAUUGAUGACAACUCUCACAUCCUGGAGGAGGACCAGAAAGAAACAGAGAAGACUUUGGCUAAGCUCGAAAAGGAAAAUUCCGCCAAGAAUGCCGAGACUCUGGAAGUGAAACAAAGUUCCGAAUCCUCAUCUGAGGUAGUCAAUGAUGAAAGUGACGCAGCUGAUAACGAGAGAGCUGACGUAGAUGGAGCAGAAGUUGAGGGAGAUGAUUCCGAAACCGGAGACUCUCAGAGUGGAGCCAAGAAAUCCAAAAAGAAGAGUUUGAAGAAGUUGUUGAGAAAGUUAUAG
Messenger RNA from Sungouiella intermedia, 2499 nucleotides. The record is from the annotation of a GenBank genome assembly. Lineage: Eukaryota; Fungi; Ascomycota; Pichiomycetes; Serinales; Metschnikowiaceae.